GCUGCCGGCAGGCUGAUGUCAGCCGCUCCGCAGCCGGGAGCCGCCGCCGGGAGCCGGAGGGCGCCUGCUAGGGACAGGAGCGAUCCGGCAGCCCGGGGGCUCGGGGAGGCGGCGGCGGGCUGGCGCGGGCGGGCAGUGAUGCGGGGCCAGGCGGCGGGGCCCGCGGUUGCAGAGGACGCCCGCAGAGACUGGUUCCCGCCGGCAUGGACGGUGUGCCCCGUGGGCUACAGACUGGGGUUUGUUGGUAGGAAUCCUUUGUGCCAGCAGCAUCAGCAGGUAGCAUUCACUGUAGAGCUGAAGCCUGACAUUCAGAGAGAAGCCAUGAUGGAUGCCCCGGAGAGCACGACGGGCCGGAGGUCUCUCACGUUGAAGCGCAGGUUCCUUUGGAAGCUCCGCCAGAAGUGGAAGCUCCUGGGCCUCUUUGAGAUCAACAGGGAGCACGAGUUUUAUGACCUGACCUGCAUGCUGAAGGUGGGGCUCAGGGCCGCCAUCCAAGAGGCCAUUGACAACCCGCCUGCGGAUGCCCUGAGCGACGCAGACUGCAAGGCCGUGCUGAAGCAGGCCCAUGAGGGCUUUGAGAUGCGUACGUACAGUGGCCCGGCCUUCGCUCACUUCAGGCACUCGCUGGGCAUAUCGGAGAAGGAAUAUCAGCUGUCCCUGUCCUCUGGGAGCACCUACCUGCAGUUCAUCAGCAACUCCAAGAGCAAGGCUGACUUCUUCCUGACGAACAACAAAUGCUUCUUCCUGAAGACUCAGAGUAAGAGAGAGAUCCGGUUCCUCCUCUCCAACCUGCCCAAGUACAUCCAGCACCUUGAGAGAUACCCCCACUCCCUCCUCGUCAAGUUCCUGGGGGUUCACAGCAUCAUCGUGGCACAGGAGAAGAAGAAAUACUUCAUCAUCAUGCAGAGCGUGUUCUACCCCGAUGAGAGAAUCCUUGAACGGUAUGACAUUAAAGGGUGUCAGGUGAAUCGCUGGACAGAGCCCGCCCCUGAGGGCAGCCAAGUCAUCGUGGUGCUGAAGGAUCUCAACUUCGAAGGAAAUUCCAUCCACCUGGGUCAGCAGCGCUCCUGGCUCCUAUGCCAGAUGCAGCUGGACACGCAGUUCCUGAAGGAGCUGAAUGUGCUGGAUUACAGCCUGCUGGUGGCAUUUCAGGCCCUGCAUGCAGACGAAAAGGGCCAGAACCUGUCCUUUGCAGACAUCAUUUUCAGGACCACCAAGUCCUUGAGCAAUCCCGAGAGCUCCCUGCUCACCUCCAAGUCAGGGAUCAUGGAUGAAGAGUCUGACAUUCUGAUGUCUGAGAUGGUAGGAGAAGUCGACCUCUACCGACUGCAUGAGCUGAAUUCUGGGGUGCAGGACGUCAGCUUCCAAAGCAGCGCCAAGUCUGACCAUGAUCUGGCCUACAUCCUGGCCCAGAACCGACGCUUGCUGCCCACAUGCAGGAGCGCUCUGCACUUGCUUGAUGGCCCGGAGCUCCGCUACUUCAUGGGCAUCAUUGACCUGUUCACCGUGUACAGCUUCCCCAAGAGGCUCGAGCACCUGUGGAAAUGCAUCCGGUACCGGGGACAAACCUUCUCCACCGUCAGCCCCUCAGAUUAUGCCAGGCGCCUCUGCCAGUGGGUGGAAUCACACACUGUAUGAGUGGGGCCCUGCACUGGGGCUGAAACUGAUGGCAGCUUCCCAGACAGCCCCACUCGCUCGCUGGGAGAGUUACAAGCCCACAGACCAUGCUGCAAGCUGCCUGCUGCUGAUCUCCUGCACCACCAGGGGGCAGCCUCAAGGCAGCAUCGCCGCUGUGUUACUGGAAUGCUGCGGAAGGACCAUUCCCAGCGUCCUGAGAGCAGGUUUCUGGCAUCAGAACUGAAGAGGUCGGGGGGCCGUGACCCUGCAGGCAGCAGCUGUCCUGCAGCAUGCUGUGGGGAUGGGGUUCAAUGUCGGUGCCGCAAGUGUCCAAGGAACCCAGUAAAUGGGGAAUCCGUGAACCAGCUGCCAGUUUGCAUUGCUCCCGUGUAGGGUGUCUCUGGGUGUCCGGGGUUGGAUCACAGAAACCCCCUUGGGCCUGCCACCUGAUGUGUUGGGACUACCUCUGAGCCCAUUUUCCUGGCAGCUUGGGAUUUCAGUACCUUGCCUGUUAUGCCAGACA
Dermochelys coriacea (leatherback sea turtle) is the source of this 2140-nucleotide messenger RNA. It is a transcript of the gene PIP5KL1, whose product is annotated as phosphatidylinositol-4-phosphate 5-kinase like 1. Lineage: Eukaryota; Metazoa; Chordata; Testudines; Dermochelyidae. The record is from RefSeq and is a predicted model, not a curated record. Bases 16 to 1638 code for a protein of 540 amino acids. Gene Ontology annotation, molecular function: phosphatidylinositol kinase activity. The transcript is spliced from 11 exons. Gene Ontology annotation, biological process: phosphatidylinositol metabolic process.